AUGUUAGAAACACUGAAGGAGCUUGGAAUAUUUUUUAAAUACUCGCCAAAACGAAGCAGAAGAUUAGAGCAGGCUGUUUCGGAAAUAAAUGGUAACAGAGAGAAAAAGGACCAAAUAACCACACAAAAGUUCAAAUUAUUCUGUGAAAGACGGUGGGCUGAAAAACAUUCAACUCUUAACAAUUUUGAUAUCAUGUAUGAAGCUAUACUUAUCUGCCUCUCUGCCAUUUGUGGUUGCCCCUUGGAGUGGGAUAGUAAAACCAAAACGGAAGCUUUUGGGUAAAAAAAAUUAUCUGACUCAACAUUUAUAGCUGCAUUUCAGUCAGUAAUUUUUGUCUUUGGUUACACAAGUGGUUUGUGUAGAAAAUUACAAGGUUCGACCUUAGAUGUCAUCCAAACCUUUACACUUGUAGAUGAUAUCAAGAAAGUCCUCGCAACAGCUAGAUGUGAUGAAGAACAGUAUGAACAAGUGUAUGAGAAAAUGUGCAACAUGGCAAAGCAUGCUCAUUUAGAUGGACUCACCAUUCCCAGACGCUGUGGUAGACAAACUCUUAGGGAUAAUGUUGAAGGUGAUACAGCAAAAGUAUAUUUUAAACGAGUGACUUUCAUACGGUUCUUAGACGCCAUUAUAAUGCAGUUCAGUAACCGCUUUGGAGACGCUGCAGGUCUAACUGAGAGAGGGCUUAAGUUAUUGCCAGCAAACCUUGACAACACUACUAGUGCAGAUAUUAGUGAAUUACUAGCCCACUUUGGAGAUGAUAUCCCCUCGCUUUCCACUUUUAGUCAGGAAAUCACUAUUUGGAAAACCAUGUGGGGUAGAUUUUCUGACACGGAAAAACCAAGUACAUUUGUUGAAACAAUGACUAAUAAGAUAGUCUGUGAAACAGUAUUUCCCAACAUUACCAAGAUAUUGUUUAUUUUACUCCUCUCAUCUGUUACUUCAUCUGGGGUUGAAAGAGCUAACUCCACAUUAAGAUUCAUAAAAAAUAAUAUGAGAAGUACCAUGGGUGAAGACAGAUUUAAUGCUCUGAUACUCCUUUACAUACACAAAGAUAUACCACUCCCUAUAGAUGCAGUUAUAGAUAUGUAUGCUGGCCAAUAUCUAAGAAGAAUGCUGUUCAUCAAUCCCUUAAGUUAAAUUUAAGAACGUGAUGAAAGUAGAUUAAGACGAAUAUUCCAGCGUUUUGACUUUCUGUAAUAAAAAAUAAUAUGUAAUAUGUACUCUUGCGUUGUCUAUCA
Molecule: messenger RNA, 1238 nt
Organism: Hydra vulgaris (swiftwater hydra)
Lineage: Eukaryota; Metazoa; Cnidaria; Hydrozoa; Anthoathecata; Hydridae
Source: RefSeq, a predicted model, not a curated record